Molecule: messenger RNA, 2663 nt
Organism: Tachysurus vachellii
Lineage: Eukaryota; Metazoa; Chordata; Actinopteri; Siluriformes; Bagridae
Gene: dok1b
Product: docking protein 1b
Exons: 5
Coding region: 274-2037 (587 amino acids)
Biological process (GO): cell surface receptor protein tyrosine kinase signaling pathway; positive regulation of MAPK cascade
Cellular component (GO): cytoplasm
Source: RefSeq, a predicted model, not a curated record
UGUACACACUGUGAGCGGUUCUUCCUCACUUCACUGCAGACGGAGAGAGAGUACAGAGAAUUGAACUUCUGUUUUUUUAAUCGUCUAAGACAUAAAAGUCUUCUUUUUUUCGCUGAUGUGCUAAGAUAAAAGUAUUCGGAUGAAAACAAACAUUUUUAUACAAAACCCCAUGUGACGAAUUGCUGAAGUUUGGCAAGCGGAAGUUGAUGCCGUCUAAAAAAAAGUCAGAGACUGGGAAGGAUUUUGUUGUUUGUCUUUAGAGAAGGACAAAAGAUGGACACUCAUAUCAAAGAAGGACAACUUUAUGUCCAGCACCAGAAGUUUGGAAAGAAAUGGAAGAAGAACUGGUUCGUGCUAUAUCCUGCGAGUCAGAACGGCAUUGCACGACUCGAGUUCUAUGACUGUGCAGGUUCUGGCCCCGAAAAACACAGCACAAAAAAACUAGACAAAAAGAUCAUCCGCCUGUCAGAGUGCAUCAGCAUUCUUCCUGCUCUCACUGAAAACUGUCCUAAAGAGAACAUGUCCGCCUUCUGUGUGGAGACCAACGACAAGUUGCAUGUGUUUGCAGCUGAAAAGCAAGUCACUAGCGAGUGGGUAGAGAAGAUGUGUGAGAUCGCCUUUCAGGGAGGGGGUGGACCUUCUUUCAGUAAUAUGGACUCAAAUGGACAACAGGAUCUUAAGAUGUCUGAGAACUUGAUCUAUUACUCCAGAGAGGAAGUCAGUGAAUUCUGGGUGAGUGUCCAAAGAACAGACGCAUCCGAUCGUUGUGGUCUCCUUGGGAAUUACUGGCUUAAAGCAGAUGGAGAGAGCCUGAUAUUGAAGGAGCCUAUGAUGAAGAAGAACUUGCUGGUGUGGCCAUACAAACUGCUGCGUCGCUAUGGCAGGGAUCGAGUUAUGUUCUCAUUUGAGGCUGGACGCCGAUGUGAGUCUGGCCCAGGCAACUUCACCUUUGACACAAAGCAGGGGAAUGAGAUCUUCCAGAUUGUGGAGAGUGCCAUUCGGGAGCAGAAAGCUCAGGCUGAGGAACAGCAAUGCUCAUCAUUUGAUGGGGACUGUCCUGCUCUCCAACAGAUCCGGGUUGCCAUUGCUGAGGGAAUCAGCCGAGAGACAGAUGGAGACUCUGGUGGAAGUAAACCUGGAUCUGCUGAUGGAAUCAUUGGCCGAAAGGAUGGAGAAAGUAAAUAUCUUAAGGGUCGCACCUUACCAGAGCCUCCAGUUCCUGUUCCAAGCACACCACCUCGGGGGCCAAAAAGUAUAUUGGACGAUCAAGUAAAUUUGUACUCUGAACCUGCUGACUCCGUCCGUCUGCCCAAUAUUUUGGGGGAAUGUCUUUAUUCUGACCCUGUAGACAGCAUUAAACCUUCAACAUUGCACAACCCGAGGCAUCAUCCACUUGGUGAUGAAGGUGGAGGUGGCAAGCACGAACCAUUUUAUGCAGAUCUCUAUGACCGAGUGACUCUUGACCUGACCCCAAGAAUAGGAACACUGGGACUUGAACACCGCAACAGGCGUCCUGCUGAAGUAACUCAGGCAGAACAUAUCUAUGAUGAGCCUGAAGGAAGAGCAGGUCCUCCAGGAAUCCAGCCAAUCACCAGUCUAUACGAUGAGGCACGGCUGGAAAAUCAGUCCUGGAAAUCCAGGGGAGUUGAGGAACCUCAGGGCCAUGAAGUAACUUACAAUCCAAAUACAGAAGAUUAUGGUGUGCCUCCUUUUGGUAAGACAACAUCACCACCAGCAGUGGCCAAACCUAAAGGUCCCAAGCCCCUCACAGCACCCAAACCAGGGAAGGGAGCAAAGAAGAAAGAGCCACCUCCACUGCCCGGAGGUAAAACUGGAGCUAACCUGAACAACAACAAUAGCAGCUGUAUCUAUUACACUGCUGGUGAAGUGUUUGGAAAUGGUGGAAUUGGUGGAGGAAAAGUAGAGAAACAUGCUGAGAUUUACAGUAAAGUGUCUAAGCAUAAGCCCCCAGCCACAGCAUGGCACGCUUCCAUGCGCCCUCCAGACAUCAUCUAUGACAACUUGGGUGAUAUCUGAUUUGGAUUCUACAUGCCUUUUUCAGCAGUCUGAAUGAACUCUUUAGAUGUUGUCUUUAGAAACCUAUUUCUAGAGUUUUGAAAUGGUCACACACUUUCUGGGGCCACUGUAAUAUCUGGGAUUACUACAGUAACUGGAAAUACAGAAAAAGUGUGCAGGUUAGUGUCAUAGACAAUCCUCUGUGAUCGAUUAUCAGUGAUACAAAGUUCUUUUCUUUAGGAAGGCAAUGAAACUACAACAUUUGCAGAAUUUAAAUGUGCUGUCUAAAACACAUUUCUUGUAUGUGAGUUACUCACAUGGUCUUAUACUAUGUCAAUUUUGCACAUAUUUGCCCAGUUUCUCCUUCUUAGUGAAUCUUACUGAGUCUGUGACUUGUAUAUUAGAGGCUUGCAAAGCCCUUAAAUAACAGAAAUUGAAAUUGCCAGACAAGGGAAUCUGCUGUUGUCUUUCAAUGCCAAUUCACCCUGGAUGGUCAAAGAUGAUAGACAAUAUGGACAAUCAAUCUACAUUUUUUUCUAUUGAGAUUUUAAAUGUAGCAAUUUACUAAUCAUCUGCUAUUUGUAUGUGUGGGAGUAAGUCAAAAACAGCUGUGCUGUUGAUAUGUGAUAAUAAAAGAUUUUUCAGAA